Messenger RNA from Suillus fuscotomentosus, 440 nucleotides. RefSeq lists its product as uncharacterized. NCBI's taxonomy places the organism in Eukaryota, Fungi, Basidiomycota, Agaricomycetes, Boletales, Suillaceae. Bases 1 to 330 code for a protein of 109 amino acids. The record is from RefSeq and is a predicted model, not a curated record. The transcript is spliced from 2 exons.
AUGCCGAAUCGGACACAGCCGUUCGAGUCUUCCUUCGCCAUGCACGACGGCCCAUUGAUGACCAGGGACAUCACCCGAUCCAACUGGCAGAACCCGCAGUUUGCUUUCUUAUCGAUCCAUCUCGCUACAGCUAUUGUGAUUGGUUCCACGUGGUCUGUUGACGACGAGGUUGCUCGCCAGGUCGUGUCUGCUUUUUACCGUAACCUGAUUGAUGAUUCGAAAAGAUUGGACUGCAUGCGCGCUGCGGUAGCACUGCACAAGUUCAUGAAAUCGUUUCGCAAGAAGAUUCCAUUAGAACAGCAGAUUGUAUUUGUUCACAUAGGUGUGUAGUUAGAAGAUUCACUAUAUUAUUACAUGUGUUGUAUAUCAAGUUUUCAGUUCCUUGCUCUCCUGUUACUUACUCGUUUAAUGACAUUUCUGCAUAAUACUUUAUUAUUCUG